AUGUCAGAGCCCCCUGCACCCCUUACUGUGUGUUUGGUACAACCCGUCGUAGUCGCGCAAAACAUCGACAAGAACUUAGCACAUAUGACUGACUUGAUCAAUUCAAUGGUUCAUGCCCGUCACAUCGAUUUAAUAGUUCUUCCAGAGAUGUUUAAUUGUGGUUUCACCUCACAACCGACACCUGUAGCAGAGUCUCCUGUUGAUGGGAAGUCUCUGAGAUGGAUGAAAACCAUUUCGAAAGAGAAAAAAGUUGCUGUAGUUGGUUCGAUAGUAGUUGAAGAAAACAUGAAGUAUUACAACCGCCUCUUUUUUGUGACACCGGAGGGUGAUGUCUCGUCAUACGACAAAAAACAUUUAUUCACUAUGGGGGACGAGGCGUUACACUUCACACCAGGCAACCACAAGACUAUUGUCAAUUACAAAGGCUGGAAAAUUAACUUUGCGAUAUGCUACGAUAUACGAUUCCCCGUGUGGUUACGAAAUGAUAAGAAAGACCCGUAUGACAUUUUGAUCGUUGUAGCCGCUUGGAGCAGUGAUAAACGACACCAUUGGAUGUCACUCACAACAGCAAGAGCAAUCGAGAACUCCGCUUAUUUGCUUGCUGCUAAUAAUUGUGGUGUGCUUCCUGAUAGUGUACCUGGUAAACCCGAUUUGGUGUUCACGGGUGACUGCAGGAUUCUCGACCCCUUUGGAAUCCCAAUAAAAGAAGCUUUGCCGGGUGUUGAACAACUGAUUUAUGCUACUCUUGAUUAUGAAGAACUUCAUUUGUGGAGAAAUCAUUUCCCCGUACUCAACGAUGAAGACGACUUUAAGCUGCUUUGA
This is a messenger RNA of Entamoeba invadens IP1, 822 nucleotides long. RefSeq lists its product as hypothetical. Gene Ontology annotation, molecular function: 2-oxoglutaramate amidase activity; omega-amidase activity. Bases 1 to 822 code for a protein of 273 amino acids. The transcript has a single exon. The record is from RefSeq and is a predicted model, not a curated record. Lineage: Eukaryota; Evosea; Mastigamoebida; Endamoebidae.